AUGGCGUCGUUCCCCAAGAUCGUCAAGAAGCACGCCAAGGCGUUCAAGAGACACCACUCCGACAGAUACGCCCGUAUCUCGCGCUCGGGCUGGAGAUUGCAAAAGGGUAUCGACUCGGCCCAAAGAAGAAGAUUCAGAGGGUGCACCGGUCCCCAACCCAACAUUGGUUUCGGUUCCAACAAGAAGACCAAGUACUUCUCGCCCAACGGCCUCAAGACCUUCCUCGCCAAGAACGAAAAGGACUUGGACUCGUUGUUGAUGACCAAGGAGUUCGCCGUCACCAUCGCCGCCGCCGUCUCCGCCCGCAAGCGCGUCGGCAUCCUCGAAAAGGCCAAGAAGAUGGGCCUCGUCGUCACCAACGCCAAGGCCAAGCUCCACUUGCAAGCUUAA
This is a messenger RNA of Diutina rugosa, 390 nucleotides long. It is a transcript of the gene RPL32, whose product is annotated as 60S ribosomal protein eL32. Bases 1 to 390 code for a protein of 129 amino acids. Gene Ontology annotation, cellular component: cytosolic large ribosomal subunit; ribosome. The transcript has 2 exons. Gene Ontology annotation, biological process: translation. NCBI's taxonomy places the organism in Eukaryota, Fungi, Ascomycota, Pichiomycetes, Serinales, Debaryomycetaceae. The record is from RefSeq and is a predicted model, not a curated record. Gene Ontology annotation, molecular function: structural constituent of ribosome.